GCGAGGGCGCCCGGGGCGCCGCCGCGGUCAUGUACCCGCCGCCGCCGCCGCGUCGGGACUUCAUCUCGGUGACGCUGAGCCCCGGCCGGAGCUACGACGGCGGCCAGGCCCUGAGGCGGCGCUCGUGCUGGCGGAGGUGGAAGCAGCUGUCGCGGCUGCAGCGCAACGUGGUCCUCGUCCUGGUGGCCUUUCUGGGGCUCUGCGGCCUCCUGUCCUACGUCCGCGUGGCCGACGAGUGGACAGCCGUGGCCGGCAGGUCGGCAGAAGGGCAGAGGAUGAGGCCAGCCCAUGCCCCCGUCUUGCCAGCUCCUCGGAGAGCCGCGGAUAACCCGGAGGCCUCGGCGGGGGCGUCCCCUCAGGUGCGCUGGAAGCCUCCAAGGCAUGUGCGGCGGGGACCACCCAACCUGCAGAUGCGAGCCCCCGAGGGAGACGUCAAGGAGAGGCAGCCAGAAGCGGCGCAGGGGAGGGCGGAGGCGGCAGGCGAGGCCCGCCGGGAAGACACGGCGCCGAGGAACGGCGGCAGCUGGAGGGGCGCAGAGACUGAGCCGGAGCAGACCACCCAGCUCCCGUCGAGAAAGGCAGAGGUGCCCCCUAGGCCUCCCCCACAGGCCCAGAGGAUGCAGAACUCUCCAGCAUCGCAGAACGAGCGCCAGCAGGCCGUCGUCGAAGCCUUCCGCCACGCGUGGGCCGGGUACCGCAAGUUCGCCUGGGGCCACGACGAGCUGAAGCCGGUGUCCAAGUCCUUCAGCGAGUGGUUCGGCCUCGGGCUCACGCUGAUCGACGCCCUGGACACCAUGUGGAUUUUGGGUCUGAAGAAAGAGUUUGAAGAAGCCAGGAAGUGGGUGUCCAAGAGGUUAUCGUUUCAGAAAAACGUGGACGUCAACCUGUUUGAGAGCACGAUCCGCAUCCUGGGGGGGCUUCUGAGUGCCUUCCACCUGUCCGGGGACGCCCUCUUCCUGAAGAAGGCCGAGGAUUUGGGGAGGCGCUUACUGCCUGCGUUCCAGACACCCUCGAAGGUCCCGUACUCCGACGUGAACAUCGGCACGGGAGCUGCCCACCCGCCCCGCUGGACGUCGGACAGCACGGUGGCCGAGGUGACGAGCAUUCAGCUGGAGUUCCGAGAGCUCACGCGUCUCACGGGAGAUAAGAGGUUCCAGGAGGCGGUGGAGGAGGUGACGAGGCACGUGCACGCGCUGCGGGGCAAGAAGGACGGGCUGGUGCCCAUGUUCAUCAGCACCAGCAGCGGCCUCUUCACCCACCUGGGCGUGUUCACUCUGGGCGCCAGGGCCGACAGCUACUACGAGUACCUGCUGAAGCAGUGGGUCCAGGGCGGCAAGGAGGAGACGCAGCUGCUGGAGGACUACCUCGAGGCCGUGGAGGGCAUCAAAAAACACCUGCUGCGCAGAUCUGAACCCGGGAAGCUGACCUUCGUGGGGGAACUCGCCCACGGCCGAUUCAGCGCCAAAAUGGACCACCUGGUGUGCUUCCUGCCGGGGACGCUGGCUCUGGGCGCCCACCACGGCCUGCCUGCCGACCACAUGGAGCUGGCCCGGGCGCUCAUGGACACCUGCUACCAGAUGAACCGUCAGAUGGAGACGGGGCUGAGCCCCGAAAUCGCGCACUUCAACCUGCACCCCGAGAAGUCCCAUAAGGACGUGCAGGUCAAGGCGGGCGACAGACACAACCUGCUGCGGCCCGAGACGGUGGAGAGCCUGUUCUACCUGCACCGCCUCACGGGCGACCGCAAGUACCAGGACUGGGGCUGGGAGAUCCUGCUCAGCUUCAACACGCACACGAGGGUCCCUUCGGGCGGCUACUCUUCCAUCAGCAACGUGCAGGACCCCCACAACCCCCAGCCCAGGGACAAGAUGGAGAGCUUCUUUCUGGGGGAGACGCUCAAGUACCUGUACCUGCUCUUCUCCGACGACCCGGACCUGCUCAGCCUGGACACCUACGUGUUCAACACAGAGGCUCACCCCCUGCCCAUCUGGGCCCCCGCCUAGGGUGGGAUGGCUCCCAGGGGGGUGCCGCCCGGGGAACCGACGCGUCCUGUCAGAGAGAGUGCCUGUCGGCAGGACCAAGGCCCUGAGCUUGGCUGUGCAGGGUUCACCCAGCUGGCCGGACGUGCUCUAGGCCGGGCCGAUGACAGAGACCCGUGGGCGACCGGGCCAGGACGUCUCGGGGCCUCGCUGCUCAGGGUGGCCGCUGGGCACCGGUGUUCUGCCGCUGGUCCCGGGCUCCUUGCCUGGUUCUCGUCGGGACACGGUUAGGAACAACUAGGAAUAAAUCAGCGCUGUGAUUCGGGGAGGUCCCGUCCACCCGGGGAGCCUCUUGCUUCUUCCUGAGAAAAUCCCAUCACGACUACAUUCCUGAAGCCUGAAGACCUGCCUGCUGGUCAUGCAGGGCCUCCUAGGGGUCCCGGGCCCCCUGGUGGUCCCAGGCCACUCGGGGUCCCCAGAGCCCAUGAUGUGAUCAGAGACAGGAGCUGAGGGGACGGCCCGGGUGCAGCUCAGCCUCGGGGCCUCACAGCCUGUCCACACGCCCUGAUCCGGAGGUCUCGGGGCACCCGUGCGCUCACGGGGAUCGGGCCCCUGGCUGACUGUGGUGUUUACACAUUGGACUCAGGGAUCCUCCCCCUGCCUUUGCAGGGGCUGGGCGGGGCUGGGCAGGCCAGUUCACCUGCUCCCGGGCCAGCCAAAUAGAUGGACUUUUCAGUCGGGAUAAAAGUACAUUUGUUC
Messenger RNA from Hippopotamus amphibius kiboko, 2738 nucleotides. RefSeq names its product mannosidase alpha class 1B member 1 (gene MAN1B1). Bases 30 to 2003 code for a protein of 657 amino acids. The record is from RefSeq and is a predicted model, not a curated record. The transcript is spliced from 13 exons. NCBI's taxonomy places the organism in Eukaryota, Metazoa, Chordata, Mammalia, Artiodactyla, Hippopotamidae. Gene Ontology annotation, cellular component: endoplasmic reticulum; membrane. Gene Ontology annotation, biological process: carbohydrate metabolic process; N-glycan processing. Gene Ontology annotation, molecular function: calcium ion binding; mannosyl-oligosaccharide 1,2-alpha-mannosidase activity.